CCUAGAUCCUUUUCUUCAACUACAAAUACAACUCCCAUUCUCAUCCUUCUAUCCAUCUAUCAUUCUUCUCUCAAAAAUUUCAUCACUUCAAACUCAAGAUCGUUGGAUGCUUGCUUGUUGUGUUCUUUGAUCAUUGUUUAAGAGUGAUUCCAUAAAGAGAAUUUCGUAAGAUGUCAGGUGCUACUACUUGUGUAAACCAAGUGUCACUAAGUGAACAACCCUUUACUAGUAGUAGUGCUACUACUAAUUCAUUGAGAAGGACACUUUCAGCUGUUGAUAUGUCUUCUAAAAUCUCUGAUAAUCAAGAUGUUGAACGAAAGAAAAGUCUUUCUCAACAACAGCAACAACAACCUGGAGGACAGCUUGAUAUUUGGAGUUCCAUUCUAAUUCAAAAACCAUCACCUCUUCCACCUCCUUAUGUUCAUCCUCUUGUCAAAUCCAAGAGUUGUUUAGGUAUUAAAAGUCUUGAGAUUUGUACUGAAAACUUAGGUUCUGAAUCUGGGUCUGAUAGUUACCCUCAUUCAGACAUUAGUCUUUCUGAUACCGAAGAAGAACAGGAAGAAGUAGAAGAAGCAAUUGAACAAAUAGUAAAAGAGAAGAAAGAAUUAGUAGUAGUAAUGAAUUCUAGUAAGAAAUCAUCAGCACGGCCAUCUGCAGCUCCUAGAUCUUUCCCACCCCCACUGAAAUCACUCUCUAAACCAGGAGGUGGUGCUAUUCAAAUGAAAACUCAUCGUAAAGAUGGAAGAUUAGUUCUUGAAGCUGUCUCUGGUCCUAUUUCUCAAAACCAUUUCAAUGCUCAACGUCAAGACGGUCGUCUUGUUCUAACUUUCGCUUCACCUAUCCCAGAAUCCAAAUCACAAUUAGACGAAGAUAUUUUUGAUACCGAUGAAGAAGUAGACCUCGAAUGUCGUCAUGACAUUGAGAUGGAAGAUCAAGAAGAAGAAAAUAGAAGGAUUGUGUUGGAAAUGACUCCAAAACUGCCAGCUGCAGUGAUAAAUUUUCACAGAUCAGCAAUGAUGGUGAAUAAGUUUAUAGGUCUGACAAACAACAAGAAUAACCUAAAAUCUUGCUGGUCAUCAUCAUCUAAUCUUAAAAACAAGUUGGAAAAAAUGAUGAAUUCACAAUCAACAAAACUACUUCCACAAUCAGUUCCAAUAUCAGCACCAAAAUUAGCUGCAGGGUCACAACGAAUGCCAUCCCGAUUAGCACCGAAACAAGAAACUGUUGCGGCCACUGCAGCGGUAGAGCCUACUUUCAACAGAUAUGAGUACUGUUGGCGAAACGACACAUUCUCAGUGGUACCAGUUAGUGGAAUUCAUCAUCUACUUAACCAACAAUUACUACCCAACACCAAAAAUACUUACCGCCACAACAACAACAGUAAUAAUCUCAUAAGGAGUAAGAAUAAUUACUGCAUUAACAAUAAUACUAAUAAUUUAUUUGGCAAGAAUUCAACAACAAAAAAAGGAGAAAAUUAUAAGGAGGAGAAGCAGAAUGGCCAUGGAGAAAAGGUUGUAGAUCAACAUUUGAUAGUUCCAGCUUACUGCAAACUGGAACCAAGAAGAUCUGUAUUAUUUUGGGAACCACUAUUUUGCACAGCCACAUCUUAAUUCAUCAAAAUCAUUUUCAUAUAAUUUUUGUGUAAAUGCACAUGUAAUUGUAAAUACUCUAAACUCGAAUGACAAUCCGAUAAGAGAAAAAGAAUUUCCGGUAC
This is a messenger RNA of Papaver somniferum (opium poppy), 1714 nucleotides long. Its product is annotated as protein FAF-like, chloroplastic. NCBI's taxonomy places the organism in Eukaryota, Viridiplantae, Streptophyta, Magnoliopsida, Ranunculales, Papaveraceae. The record is from RefSeq and is a predicted model, not a curated record. The transcript has 2 exons. The coding region runs from base 171 to 1610 and encodes 479 amino acids.